AUGAUGAAGCGCACGGGAGUCCCGCGGCUCGGGCCGGACGAGCCCGCGCCCAUGACGCCGCAACAGCCUGCUCAGAUACAACAGCCAGGCACAAGCACAAUGCACUCGAUGCCGCAGACAGCACAACCGCAAAUCCUAGGGACGGGCGCGAUGCUGUCGGUGGGCGGAGGGUUCGGUCGCGGCGCCGCUCGCCCGGGCGUGCCGCCGCCCGUCAUCAACUACAUGAAGCCGCAGCCCGUGCAGUACGCGCCCACCAAGCAGCCGCCGCCGCCGCAAGUACCGCCCAGGAUUAAGCAACAACCAGGUGUAGUGCCGGGCGGAGGAGGGCGACAAUCUCCCGGCCCGCAGGCGCAGUUCCAGCGACUGAAGGUAGAAGAUGCGCUGUCGUACUUGGACCAGGUCAAGUACAAGUUUAACACGCAGCCACAGGUGUACAACGAUUUCCUCGACAUCAUGAAGGAGUUUAAGAGCCAGACAAUCGACACCCCUGGGGUCAUCACUCGGGUGUCGAACCUAUUCAAAGGCCACCCGGAGCUGAUCGUCGGCUUCAACACAUUCCUCCCACCUGGGUAUAAGAUCGAAGUUCAGAGUAAUGGACAGGUGUCUGUGUCUAUGCCGUCACCGACGGGGCUGGGCGGCGGCGUGCUGCUCAGUACGUUGCACCACGCGCCGCAGCAGCCACAGCUGGUCCAUAUACUACCUGUGCCGCAGUCGGUGAGCAACGCGAUCGUGCACAACUUGUCAGUGUCUGCACCGGGCGGCGGCGUUGGGGUAAACGCGGCUCCGCCACCCGCGCCAGCUCCCGGUGGAGCGGCGGGCGUGAGCUCCAGCGCGCCCGCGCCGCCCGGCCAGCCCGUCGAAUUCAACCAUGCAAUAGAGUACGUCAACAAAAUCAAGUCGCGGUUCUCCCGACAGCCGGAUAAGUACAAGCGAUUUCUGGAGAUCCUGCAUGCGUAUCAACGCGGUCAUCGAGAUCUGAAAGAGCCACAGGCGAAGCAGCAAACCGAGCAGGAGGUUUACUCGCAGGUGGCUAAGCUAUUUGAAAACCAGGAAGACUUACUUGCAGAGUUUGGUCAAUUCCUGCCUGAUGCUAAAGCUGUAACUAAGCCGCCGGACAGGCCGCCUACGCCGCCCUUGCAGAGCUCGUAUGAUAAAAUGGUGAUAUUUCAGCAACAGCAGCGAGUGGAAAGCAGUGAUCUGGAGCGCGUGACGGUCGCGCCGCCGCCUUCUCCGCCGCACCACCUUGCGGCGCUACACCACGCGCAGGUCGAUUCCAAAACAUACAAACGCAGCACCUAG
Molecule: messenger RNA, 1299 nt
Organism: Manduca sexta (tobacco hornworm)
Lineage: Eukaryota; Metazoa; Arthropoda; Insecta; Lepidoptera; Sphingidae
Product: paired amphipathic helix protein Sin3a-like
Exons: 12
Coding region: 1-1299 (432 amino acids)
Biological process (GO): negative regulation of transcription by RNA polymerase II
Cellular component (GO): chromatin
Molecular function (GO): transcription corepressor activity
Source: RefSeq, a predicted model, not a curated record